GAAGAUGAACGAGCAAAGAUAGAAGGGAUAUUAGUCUCUACCGGGGCAAUUAACCGUACUCACCGCAAGGUGGGAAAAGAGAUCAUAAACUUGCUACCAAAUUUAAAGGUCAUUAGCACUCCAAGCACGGGUAUAAAUCACAUUGACGUACAAGCAGCCACAGAUCGUGGUAUUCGUGUAGGCCGAAGUCCUGGGCAUUUUCCAAGUGACGCUGUGGCCGAAUUUGCUUUCGGAUUGCUAUUGGCGUCUGCGAGGUCGAUUGUGCUGGCUAAUGAGAUCGCUAGAACGACUGUUUUCUCAUCAGGCCAAGUAAGUAAGCAAUAACUUUAACUGAAAGCGGUAUACGUUAUGGGGCGCCCAAUGUAAAAAUAUUAUUUAGGCAAUAUUUUUCUAAUUUUUGUGCUAUUUAGAACAUAGCAUAAGAGCUGUUUUGCGACUUGUAAAAAACGCUUUCCAAGACAUUUGCGAUGUUAAUCACAGAUAUCUAACUUUUAUGCAUCUCGAAUGUGCUGAGAAAGAAACACUCGUAAUAGAACAGACGCGUUUACGCUAAGUACUUCAAAAUGUAUGGUUUGUAGGGGUAAAAUAUUAAAGCUACAAGCGCUAGCGCGAUCCGCUCGAAGACGGUCCCGAAAAGUGGACGAAUGGUGGAUGAUACCUCAAGGGGGAGUAUUUUAGUGGGGAAAUAAAAGCAUAAUGUACAAAAAGGGGGAUUGCAAAGUUAUCUUCCGAUGUCUUUUAGAAGUUAGACUUUCAGUUCCAUUGAUUAAUUGACAGGGGUGCAUGUAGGAAUUGAUUUGGGAGUCUCCAGGGUUAAAAAAGAGAUCUGGACACUACUUCAACGGUUUUUGUUUUCAAAGUUCACUUUUUUCCCAUUUAAAUUUUCACGUGUUAUUAUAGUAUCAUAUUGCACGCUAUUCUUUAAUUUUUUAAAUUGUAACGUCUUAGCUUUACCUCUUCAUUAUAUGUAAGACCCUGAAAAAGGAAGGCCGUGCCUUCCGAAAUAUUGGUAAAUAUAUAUAUUUAAUAUUCCCGACUUUAAAAUCAGCCUUGCUUCUUUUGUUUUAUACCCUCUGAUUUAGUCAUAUUUACAGACGGUGCAUUUAUUGAUGCAGUGUUCUAUUUACUGUGUGAAUGGGAUACCAUUUGCCAAUAAAAGAUAUACGAAAAGAGUACCUUUUCUGUCAAAGAUGGUAUACAAAAGGGUGAGGGUUUGGACCUCGGGGCGAAGCCACCGCGUAUAAAAUUUUGUUGACCACUGGGGGUGUCUAACUUUGCCAACUCUUUGGCAUGAGCAUGAGCAUUGAACAUCGUGUAAAGAGAUUUAUCAGACAAUACUAGAGCGGUUUUCACUUGACUGUCGAAAGUAAUUGAGGAAUUGGUUUGGUUUUGGUUUUACUACGCCCUUUGGUUGGCUAGUGUAUUUACUUUGGUUUUGGUUUUACGACAGUCAAGUGAAAACCGCUUAAGAAACUGUUGCAAGAGUCAGACUUUGUCAUUUUAUGCUUGCCAUAUACUGAUCAAACCAAGCAUAUCAUUUCAUCUAAGGAACUUUGUCUUAUGAAACCCACAGCCACACUGAUUAAUGUGGGUCGUGGUGGAACUGUCAAUCAUGAUGACCUGACAGCUGCAUUACGGAAUGGAGUCAUCAGAGGAGCCGCACUGGAUGUAACAGAACCAGAUAAUCUUCCUGAAGACCAUCCUCUUUUUACGAUGCAAAAUGUGAUCAUCACCCCACAUAUCGCUACUUAUACAGAGUCCACAUUUUUUAAAAUGUUUACAACCGUUUUGGAUAAUUUGAAGGCUGGAAUUAAAGGCAAAGAUUUACCUUCUCCAGUAUAG
Porites evermanni is the source of this 1842-nucleotide messenger RNA. The record is from the annotation of a GenBank genome assembly. Lineage: Eukaryota; Metazoa; Cnidaria; Anthozoa; Scleractinia; Poritidae.